CCUGCCGUAGGCACAUGAGUGCCUGAUGUUUUCAUGAUGACUGUCAAUAAAAGCAGAGGUCACAACUCCAUCCAGGCGGUGCUUCUCCUUCUCACCUGUUUACAACAGUGCCAGUCCAGUCCUCACCGUCACAACAGCGAACCUCUUUUAGGCGUAUUCAAAGAGAUUACAAAGUACUCUGACAUAGCUCAACAAAUAAUAGAUCUAGCAGUGUAUGGAAAAGCCCAGAAUCGCUCCUACGAGAGACUGGCCUUGUUCACUGACACUAUAGGAAACAGAGUCAGUGGUUCAAAGAACCUGGACCUGGCCAUCAAAUACAUGUACAAUGCUUUGACACAAGAUGGCCUGGAGAAUGUACAUCUAGAACCGGUGAAGAUCCCUCACUGGGUGCGAGGGAAAGAGAGUGCUGUAAUGCUUCAGCCGAGAAACCACACGCUAGCUAUACUGGGACUGGGCAGUAGUGUAGGAACUCCACCAGGAGGCAUAGAGGCUGAAGUAUUGGUGGUGGAGUCUUUUGAAGAGCUGAAGAAGAGGGCGAGUGAGGCUAAAGGGAAAAUCGUAGUGUAUAAUCAGCCAUUUGUAAGCUAUGGGGAGACUGUAGCUUAUCGGGCAUCAGGGGCCUCAGAAGCAGCGAAAGUUGGAGCCGUGGCGUCCCUCAUUCGUUCAGUAACUCCAUUCUCCAUCAACAGCCCUCACACUGGCUGGCAGUGGUACCAGCCUGGAGUUGCUCAGAUCCCCACCGCCUGCAUCACCAUCGAGGAUGCUCAGAUGAUGGGCAGGAUGGCCCGCAGAGGCCAGAGGAUUGUUGUGCGUUUGACUAUGGGGGCUCAGACACUGCCAGAUGUUGACUCAUUCAAUACUGUGGCUGAAAUCAGAGGCAGUAAACAUCCUGAACAGGUGGUGUUGCUCAGUGGCCACCUAGACAGCUGGGAUGUGGGUCAGGGGGCUAUGGAUGAUGGAGGCGGGGCUGUCAUUUCCUGGGAGGCACUUUCUCUGAUCAAACACUUAGGGCUGCGUCCCAAACGGACACUGAGGGCAGUUCUGUGGUCUGCAGAGGAGCCGGGAGGAGUGGGGGCUGCUCAGUACUUUCAACACCACAAAGCAAACAUCUCGAACUUUGACCUGGUAAUGGAGUCUGACCUGGGCACCUUCAGGCCCCUGGGACUGCAGUUCACUGGGAAUGACAAGGCUCGGGCCAUCAUGAAGGAGGUGAUGAAACUGUUGGCUUCCAUCAACGUCACGUCUCUGGAGCGGAACGGAGAGGGGACGGAUAUUAACAUGUGGAUGCAAGCUGGAGUUCCAGGUGCCAGUCUGCACACUGCAGAUCAGAGGUACUUCUGGUUCCACCACAGUGAUGGAGACACCAUGAGUUUUCAAAACCCAGAGGAGAUGAACCUGUGCUCCGCUUUGUGGGCUGUAGUGGCUUACGUGGUGGCUGACCUGGAGGAAAUGCUGCCCAGAUAACAAGUUACCCUGAAACAAACCUCUCUCCAUCAGCUAACAGCGGCCACAUGAUUCCAGGACACUUUUGUGAUUUGACAUUAUUAGAUCCAUGAUCACUCCAUUAUCAUCCAGCAUACAAUACUGUUUUCUGUCUUGUAUAAUUUAUUUUCAUUUUUUAUUCUUAUGUAAUUCUAAUGUAAUUUCUUUUUAUAUUGUAAAUUCACCUUCAAAAUGAAAAUUCUGUCAUCAUUUACUCACCCUGUUGUCAUUUUAAACCUGUGUGAUUUUCUUCUGCAAAACAUAAAAGAAGAUAUUUUGAAAAAUGUUGGUAACCAGAAAACAUUUGGUCCCCAUUGACUCCUAUUGUAUGGUCAAAAAACCAAGUCAAUGGGGACCAACGGUUUUCUGUUACCAACAUUUAUUAAAAUAUCUUUUGUGUUCUGCAGAAGAAAGUCAUACAGGUUUGAAAUGUGAAGAAUAAAUAAAAUCAAACACUUCAGCCUCUCGUCAAAGUUCUCGCCCAAUCAAAUCCGCUUAAGAAUUCGAAGAGUUCCGCCCCUUCAAUAUGAGAGCUACGGAAGCAGCGCCUCAUAUCAGCCACUUGUUCGCACAUUUAUUAUGUCCUACAUGGUAAAUGACACAUAAUGCAUUAGAUGGGAGAUAGGGGUUGAUAACCAAUCAGCAGCAACCAAUUGCUGGACUGACUGUGCCAUAAACAAAACGCUAUUGGUUAUUUUAAAAAGGGGCGGGGCCACUCAAAAUGUCUCGUGCUCUCUGCAUUUUUCAGUUGAAAUUACGUCAACAUAUCAAAUAAUGCUGCACGUUCCAAGGCUUUGCACUGGGACUUUAAGGUGAAGUUCCAAGCAUGUCAUUUGUGUCAUAAUAUAAGCAUCUGUAAUAAAUGUACAUACAAUGAUAUGAAUAAAGAAUUUCUUAUCCAGUCUA
This is a messenger RNA of Triplophysa rosa, 2388 nucleotides long. RefSeq names its product carboxypeptidase Q-like. Gene Ontology annotation, biological process: peptide catabolic process; proteolysis. NCBI's taxonomy places the organism in Eukaryota, Metazoa, Chordata, Actinopteri, Cypriniformes, Nemacheilidae. The transcript has 8 exons. Bases 34 to 1464 code for a protein of 476 amino acids. The record is from RefSeq and is a predicted model, not a curated record. Gene Ontology annotation, molecular function: metallodipeptidase activity.